Messenger RNA from Mytilinidion resinicola, 795 nucleotides. RefSeq lists its product as uncharacterized. Bases 1 to 795 code for a protein of 264 amino acids. NCBI's taxonomy places the organism in Eukaryota, Fungi, Ascomycota, Dothideomycetes, Mytilinidiales, Mytilinidiaceae. The record is from RefSeq and is a predicted model, not a curated record. The transcript has 3 exons.
AUGGCACAGAAGGUGCAGCAACCAUGGGCGGAUGGGCCGCUGAAGAUGGUUACGACGCCGAUGUUUGAGACGAAGAAGGAUGACACAUUCACGAUCGGCGCCUCCCACAUGGCCGUUCUUCACAACGCGAUGCUUCGUGGCUACAACUCCAUAUACCUUCAAGCCCCACAUGUCAAGCCAGAGGACUAUGCAGAUUUCAUCGGAUACUCCUUGACCUGGUUCAAGUUCGUCAAGGGACAUCACGAUGACGAAGAAGCGAAUCUGUUUCCCAAGGUUGUGGAAGUGCUUGGGAAGGAGGAUGGGGAGAUCUGGGGAAAGACGCAUGGAGAACAUGAAGCAAUGCUUCCCGGCCUCGCCAAAUUCCACGAGUACCUCAGCAGCCUCCCCUCCCCCGCCUCCUUCUCCGCGAGCACCCUCCUUUCGAUAAUGAAGGAGUUCGAGGAGCCCUUUGACACCCACUUCCAUUCAGAGAUCGCCUCGAUCGCUAGUCUCGGUUCCUACGGCGACUUCCCUGCCGCAAAGCCGGUCUUCGCUACUUGGGGCAAGAACAGUGUCAAGAGUGCUGGAUACACUGAUGUCGUGCCGUUCUUGUUCCUGAAUUUCGAUCGGACAGUCGAGGACGGGCUCUGGGCGACCUGGCCGCCAAUGCCAGCGCCGAUAAGAUACAUGCUCGUAAGAGUAGGCGGUUGGUGGCAUGGCGGAUGGUGGAAGUUCGCUAGUUGUGACGAGAAUGGAAUUCCGAAGACGCUUUAUGCGCUCGGUGAAAAGACGGAGGGAGAUGCAAAGGAGGUUUAA